Histoplasma capsulatum G186AR is the source of this 2059-nucleotide messenger RNA. Its product is annotated as glucoamylase. The transcript is spliced from 5 exons. Gene Ontology annotation, cellular component: fungal-type vacuole. Lineage: Eukaryota; Fungi; Ascomycota; Eurotiomycetes; Onygenales; Ajellomycetaceae. Gene Ontology annotation, molecular function: starch binding; glucan 1,4-alpha-glucosidase activity. The record is from RefSeq and is a predicted model, not a curated record. Bases 1 to 1941 code for a protein of 646 amino acids. Gene Ontology annotation, biological process: polysaccharide catabolic process.
AUGGCGGUGUCCCUUUUUUGCGGAGCUUUGCUGUUUGUCGGCCUCUGGUCUGUAUUCGCUGGUCUCUGGGCCGGGUUGGUUGACCUCCAACCAUGGCCCAUUCAAAGGCCCCUUUUAACCAACCCAUUGGAUGCUUGGAUUGCAAAGGAAAGCUCGUAUGCGCUACAGGCACUCCUAGCCAAUAUUGGGGCCGAAGGUGCAAAGGUAAAGGGCGCAGUUGCCGGCAUUGUUGUUGCAAGCCCAAGCAAGGAGGAUCCCGAUUACUUCUACACUUGGACUCGAGACGCGUCUUUGGUAUUCAAAGGUCUCGUGGACGCCUUCAUUUCCGGGGAUACUAGUCUGCAAUCGAAAAUCCAUGAAUUUAUCAGCGCGCAAGCUCAUCUUCAGACUAUUUCUAACCCUUCUGGAGGCCUAUCAUCCGGUGGCCUUGGAGAACCGAAAUUCGAUGUCAAUAUGUCAUCGUUCAAUGGCAACUGGGGUCGUCCCCAAAGAGAUGGCCCGGCCUUAAGAGCAACGGCAAUGAUUUCUUACGGAAAAUGGCUUAUUGCAAAUGGGUACGCUAAUACCGCGAGGAUGAUUGUUUGGCCUGUUGUGCAAAAUGACCUAUCCUACGUGGCGCAGUUCUGGAGCAGUCCUGGCUUUGAUCUUUGGGAAGAGGUUGACGGCAUGUCGUUUUUUACGACGGCAGUGCAGCAUCGUGCUCUUGUCGAAGGUUCCAGAUUCGCGCGCCAGAUAGGACUCAGAUGCCCGAGCUGUGAAUCCCAAGCUCCCCAGGUCCUCUGUUUUAUGCAAAACUACUGGACAGGGUCGUAUAUCAACUCCAACACCGGUGGUGACCGCUCUGGUAAAGAUACUAACUCCAUCCUUGCAAGUAUCCACACUUUUGACCCUGAGGCUUCAUGUGAUGACUUGACAUUUCAGCCCUGUUCUGCGAAAUCGUUAGCAAACCACAAAGUGGUAACGGAUUCUUUCCGUUCAAUAUACCCUUUGAAUCAUGGCGUCUCAGCAGGUUCAGCUGUUGCUGUCGGUCGAUAUCCCGAAGACGUUUACUUUGGUGGAAACCCUUGGUAUUUGAGCACUUUUGCCGCAGCAGAACAGCUUUACGAUGCCAUCUACCAAUGGCAGCGCCUUGGUUCCAUAUUGAUCACCGAUGUAUCCAUCCAUUUCUUCAAAGAUAUUUACGCUUCUGCGGUGGUGGGAACUUACCCGUCUUCCAGCGCGACGUUCAAAUCUAUGAUAGAGGCAGUGAGGGAUUACGCGGAUGGAUAUUUGGCUGUUGCACAAAAAUAUACCCCCGUUUCCGGCGAACUAGCCGAGCAGUUUUCUCGAGAUGACGGAACCCCUCUUUCAGCCUCCGAUUUAACGUGGUCAUACGCCUCGUUCCUGACUGCUGUUUCCCGGCGUAAUUCAAGUGUCCCGGACCCCUGGGGCCAGACAGCUGCUAGUAGCAUCCCGUCAACUUGUCAAAUUACAUCAGCCACGGGACCUUACCGCACAGCAACCAAUACCAAAUGGCCUUCAGAUCUUACUAGCAUCUCGAGAACGACUUCAUUCUCCAACGGACUCACGGAAACUAAAAUCACUGCUACUUCAACCACUACAUCUACAUCCCCAUGUGUCACCCCUGACUCAAUCCGGGUUACAUUCAACGAAGUCGCCACAACGACCCCUGGACAGAGGAUCUUCAUAAUUGGCUCUGUUCCAGAGCUCGGGUCUUGGGACGUUCAAUCUGCAAUUGCGCUCUCCGCAGACCAGUAUACCGAUGACAAUCGUUUAUGGCAUCGAACUAUUCAAUUGGGUGCAGGGCUGGAUUUCGAGUAUAAGUACAUUCGUAAGGAACCGGGCGAGAGUGUUGUGUGGGAGAGUAAUCCUAAUCGCUCUUAUACCGUCCCACGGGGUUGCAAUAUCUACACAGCAAAAAGAGACGAUGUUUGGCGUUGAUUAUUAUUAGUGAGCGUUUCCGUACGGAAAAAUGCAAAUUUCCUCUACUAUAUUGUUAGAUAAGGACUGAGAUGGAUCAGGGCUUAGCAUGCGAACAGAAGCUAAUGCGAUUAUGCAG